Molecule: messenger RNA, 1240 nt
Organism: Volvox carteri f. nagariensis
Lineage: Eukaryota; Viridiplantae; Chlorophyta; Chlorophyceae; Chlamydomonadales; Volvocaceae
Gene: sufA
Product: iron-sulfur cluster assembly protein
Exons: 3
Coding region: 344-811 (155 amino acids)
Biological process (GO): iron-sulfur cluster assembly
Cellular component (GO): chloroplast stroma
Molecular function (GO): iron-sulfur cluster binding; protein-macromolecule adaptor activity
Source: RefSeq, a predicted model, not a curated record
UACGCCUGUGUCGAGGCCUACAACAGGCGCCUACACCCUGGGGCUACAGAGGGAGUCAGUGGCAGUCCAUCUUUCGGCGGCUUCGAAACAUCACGACUGUUGUCUGAUGAACCAGCACAAGAGCAUGGCGUAAUGAUGACGCCUGUUACAGGGUUGCGGAACGGAUCCCGCAAAUAAGUAGUUGGAUGUUGCAAACGUUGUCUGUCCGUAUAUGUACCCGUACAACCAUGGUGAGAGGAGCGAGCUGCAUUUAUAUUUAAUGUCUUUCUUAAAUAAGAUAUUUAUGGUUGAAGCAGGGCAAAGCGACCUUUGGCUUAGUAUUGUAGGGACACCGUGAGUAGUCAUGUUGCUUCAGGCGCACACAGUCCGGGUUUCGGCUGGCCCAAAGCAGCUUCGACUCACCAUUCCGGCCGUCCGUGCUAGGGUGAUCCGUGUUGAGGCAGCUGCAGGCGGAACUGUAACAACGCCGGCUUCCGCUAUCACCUUAACAGCUGAGGCUUUAGAACAGCUUAGAAAGCUGAGAGCUGAGCACAAAAACCAGGAGAGUUUGUUACUCCGAGUGGGCGUGAAACAAGGUGGUUGUUCAGGGCUAUCAUACCAUAUGGAUUUCGAGACUCAGGACAAGGUUUCCGAGGAUGACCACGUGAUGUCGUAUGAUGACGGGUUUCGACUAGUAGUGGACCCAAAGAGUCUCCUAUACCUGUUUGGCAUGCGCCUGGGCUACAGUUCCGCUCUCAUUGGCGGCGGUUUCCAGUUCCAUAACCCUAAUGCCACCGACUCGUGCGGCUGUGGGAAGUCCUUCGGUGUUUGACCGUUGAUAGAGCGUAUGAAUUGCGUGGCCUAUGACCCAAGGGCCUGUACAUUAACGAGAGCAGAGGUGAGUGGGUGGCGGGACUAGGUAAAGCAGUACGCGACUUGGUAAAGCAGGCACGAGAGCUGAAAACGAGCGGGGCCGAAGGUUGUGCAGAAUGCCAUGGCCAUGCCAAGUGCGUUAUGCAGCGGCCGUACCCUGCAACAUAUCCAAGUCGGACUGGUGGUAUGUGAAUGGCUGUGUAGGGGUUGCCAUAACUCUGGAGAGGGAGGGGGGAGUCUGGUUUGUAUCUGUUGGUUGAUAACGCGCCAUAUCUGCUCGCGUAUUUGAUUGUGCUCGAGCGGUGCGAAGGGUUGUGAUAUCAUGGGACACUACCGCAGGUCAAAACCAACCAAGAAGCUAUAAAAUAUCCGUGAACUGUAAAAUUUU